Molecule: messenger RNA, 4686 nt
Organism: Fonsecaea multimorphosa CBS 102226
Lineage: Eukaryota; Fungi; Ascomycota; Eurotiomycetes; Chaetothyriales; Herpotrichiellaceae
Exons: 1
Coding region: 1-4686 (1561 amino acids)
Molecular function (GO): 5'-3' DNA helicase activity
Source: RefSeq, a predicted model, not a curated record
AUGAGUGACACAGACGAAGACAUCGCCGACACGUCCCAGCAGGCCUCUGGAAUGGAAAGUUUCGACCGGCGUCGCUUUGGUAUUGACACCGGUACAGCCUUCCAGCCGAGAACCAGUCCCUUCAACUUCAUGUCAGCCAUGGAAGAUCAAGAUACUACCUUCUCCCAAUCCCUUCAGACCGCAACCCAUCAUACUGUUGUCAAUUCUCCGGCCUUGCCAACUGAACAUGUCCCGUCUCCCGGACCUGCUCCUGACGCUUUGGGACAGCCUGCCCCAGGCGAGGACCAUGCAGCCACUUCUCAAAUCCGAGACGAAGACGCAUCUGAGUACGACUUUGAGGUUGCCACUGGUCACAAUAAUGGUUACGAACAACAUGGUCAAGAAGAACAUCAUCAACUUCAACACCUCGACAGCUGGCCACAAAAUGGUCAAGAAGAACGUCCUGAAUCUGUCGGAUACAGUGACGCCGAAAAUUCUGACCAGGGAGGUGAAGACAAUGGUGACCUUGGAGAGCAGACUGAUGGCUGCACCUGGAAUACCCAGCCAGAGGUAAAAUCCGAGGACGCGGACCGAGAAGGGUGCGAGAACCUUUUCAAGAACUUCCAAACCCCUCCAGGAAUGUUCUUCACUUUGACCCCCGUUGCACACGACGAGGAAAAAAUGCCGCCAGUCUCGUUACCGCGCUUGGAAGACGGCACCGUCGCAACCGUCACUCCCUAUGAAGUGGUCGAGGUGCUUAUUCCCUACAAUCCGGAAAUUCCAGGUUCUCGCUCCGUGUUCCUUGCGCAAGAACCCAAUACAACCAUCGAACAGGAGCUAGAGAACAUGUUCGUCCUUGCUACAUUCGCUCAAGACAAAUACGGUUGGCGCUCGGGCACCGAUGAGUCGUACACGUCUGAUUUGUACGUCGACAAAGCCUUCCUCGGUAUCCCGGUUCUCAAUGUACCACCCAAGCCACUCGAACAAACUCUCAUGGACCUACGUUGGCACGCGUAUCGCAUGACUCCUACAGAACUUGAGUCACUCAGUAGCCACGUCAGCGUGUCUAGCGGUUCUGACUCCUACCCAGGGUUGGUCGAACUCCCGUUUGCUGGUAUCGAUUACGAUCUUCUUCAUCAGGCCUUUAAAGAAUAUCGCAAGCUGCGUAAGCAAGACUAUGAAGAUAUUGAAGACCCGGAGUCCGAUGAUGAUGAAGAGAAGGAGAAGAAGCGGGAAUCGAAGGCUAAGGCCGGGCAGGCUGGCACAGACGACAAGAAGGAAAAGCAGCCGCCUAAGGAGUUUGACGACGCUGAGCUCCUUGCUAAUAUCUCCCAAUCUUCUCGCCUCCUGGCCGACAAAUUCAACAAGUUCGAAGGCACUAAAGAUCCCAACGCGCAAAUCCAAGACUUUGACCAAAUAAUCCAUCGAGGCUCGUUGAAUACUACCUACUCUGCAGCCUUCUUUUCUACUAAGGAAGGAAGCCCCCUCAGCAUCACACCUAUCCGCGGCUAUCUGGGGGUCAACAUAGAGCUUCAUUCAGCUUCUUUUGUACCUAUGGUAACAGAUGAGACCGUGGCGGAAGCCAUCCGUCAGAAGGCUAGAGAUAUCAUCGCCGAACCCACUAAGUCCAACGCCUCGCAAGACCCCAGCACAGGGCCAGACUUGGAGAAAGACACUGACGGGAAGAGAGCGAAAGCAAAGAAAAAUGCGCUCGAACUCAUCAAGCAAGCCAAGGCCAAAGCAACUUACGUGAAACUCUUCAUCGGCUUUGAAGCAAUGAAAGGAUGGAAGUGCGAUACCAUUACCAACUGGGAAGAAUGGUCACACGGACAUCCGAAAGUGGCGAAGACCUUUUCGGCAGACAUGGUCAGCGAAAUUCAGACUAUCAUCAAAGCUCAGGGAGCCGCUGCUUUCGUUGAGUUCCAUUUCGACUAUCGCGCAGCUGCCCAACAUAGGGUCAGCCUCGGCUGCCCUAAAUGGGGUGAUCAGUUUGCCAAAGCGCUCCAGACUGGAAGUAUUCGUGCCAUUGUGAAGGGCCAGAAGGAAUCGGUUCGUCGUAUGGCCUUCGUCGGCGAGCUUCUUGAUCAUGAGAAAAGCAACGGAUCCCGCUUGUUACAGUAUUGGUGGAACGAAGUUAACCAUCGCGUGGUUUGCAGAGAGUCGUACAUACGUACCACCCCUCUUUCUGAUACUGUCACCAACGAUAACUACCGUUUUAUGCACCGUCUUCCUCAUAUGAGUACGCAAGAGGCCAUGAUCAAAACUGCUGUCACUGUUAAACAAGCUAGGGCUACGUUAAUGAAUAGCCUGCCCAAAUUCACGACCGAAAUCCACGAUGUUGUCUUUGCCUCCAUCAAGACCCUUAAGGAUGGCACUGAUGAAUCAUUCUUGGCUUUCAUCGACUAUCCAGCGGAGGAGGGAUUAGUUCUCACUCCUGAUACUCGGAUGUUCAUGAGCUUCAUUGAUGAGAAGAAGACUUCCGAAGAUGAGGAGCCUGAGAUGAUCGUUGACAACAAGAACAUCUGGACUGCCCGAGUUAUCGAUCCUGUCCCCAAUGGUCCCGCAGACAAGCUCACUCUUUGGGUUAAUCGAAGAUGGGAUGAGACUAAAGGUGAAUGGGGUCCUCGUGUUAUUCACAGUGUCGACGUCGCUGGUGCAUCCGAAUCUGAAUUCCCCGCCCUCAUCAAGCACGGCUUUCGCCAUAAGGUUACUUUGAAGGUUCAGACCCCGGAAAUUGAAUACAAGCGUAUCAUCAACGCUAUCGAUCUUCUCUUGUUCGAGCCGAAACACAGGCCCUGGACAGCCUGGAACAAGCUCUUGAAAACUCUGAUCUCGUGUAACAACCUCGACACUCUCGAGCCGAGGAGCAUCUUUGAGCCCCUUGGCGACGAGUUUGAACAGAACAGAGAAGCGAUGGUCCUGUCACCCGAGCAACAGGCAGCAAUCAACCUCGGUCUGAAAGCACGUGGAGGAGUUCUCAAUGUUACCGGGGUGUCUGGUUCAGGGAAGACACAUCUCAUUAGCCAGAUCCUUGUUCCGUAUCUGAUGUCAAGCUCGAACGUUCCAAUCCUGCUUACAGCCGGCGCAAAUGGCCCUGUCAAUUGUCUUGCGAGCCUUGCCUGGAAAACGUACCAGCGGCUCAUUUACCAAGGACGUGCGAAAGACGGCCAAAUCCAUGUUCGAUUGCAUGCAGACAACACUGACAAGCAAGUCCUCUUAUCUCACAUUCGGGACCAGAUGACACGCAACCCAAACGCUCGUCCAGAAUGGGAAGAACUUGACUUGCACGACGCCAGUAAUAUGGACAUCAUCGUGCGCCAACAUGUCGACAAGCUCAGAAAGUCGACUGUGAAAGGCUGCCACGAUCUCCGCCUUGAACAUGAUAAUCUCUCCCUUGGUGCAUGGGUAUGGCGCUACGGGGGAUUUGAGGAGUGCCCUUCAACUGCCGACGGUGCCGCAACUCGAUUUGAAAAAUUUCGCACUUCCUUCAUCCAGUAUUAUACGACUAAGGAAAUGGGCAGAGAGCAAGCCAAACAGUUUCGCGAAGAGGAGGGUAAGAUCAUGCUCGAGGUCUUGAGUAAAGCUAAGAUUCUGUCCUGCACGCUGUACGCAGCCGGCUCCAUGAAGGUCAUCUCGUCCUUUGGCCAAGAAUGCGUGUUGGUCGUCAUUGACGAAGCUCCAACUGAGGGUUUACCCGUCCUUUUGCCUCUGGCUGCUGCUCGCCUCCCCGUUGCAAAAAGCCUUGUCAUGGUCGGUGACACAAAACAGAAGGGUCCAAUCAAGCCCGGCAUCAAAAAAACCAUGCCUUUCGUUGACGAUGUCUUCCUUCCUCUGCCAACCCGUCUACAGCUCGUCGGAUUUGAAACUGCGGAACUCUUCGAGCAGCGUCGUAUGGUUCCGCAGAUCGCCAGCCUGGCCAACCAGUUAGUCUACUCAGGGAUGGUUAAGAACGACUACAAGGAGGCUGGCACAGCCAACCGUCCUUAUGCUCGAGAAUUUGGAAGAUGGCUCAAGGACAAAUUCGGUCUUCAACAACGUAGUUACGUUGGCUGGGUGGAUUUCACCGGGAAGAUUGCAGACACUGUCAUGAAGCGUACUUCGAAGCUCAAUUACUACUACGCUCUCAGCGAGAUCAACUGGGCUGUCGAAAUUCUUCGGAACAAGCCAAAAGACUUCAAACUCGCGAUCUUGACAGGCUACAGUGCGCACCGAAAGAUACUCCUUGAUGCCAAAGCCAGUAUGCAACUCGAUACCGCCGGCACUAGGAAUAUCCACUUGGAUCGCCUUUUCAUCGGCACCAUCGAUCACUACCAAGGUGAUCAAUUCAACGUGGUCAUCCUCGACCUACUUGUUGAUGAAAAUGCUGGAUUCUUCAAGGACAUCGGCCGUCUCUGCGUUGCACUCACUCGCGCGAGAGAUGGUCUGCUGAUCCUGAUGAGUAGACGCGCAGUCGCCAAGCUUCGUCCUGAUAGUGGUUCUCAUUUGAAGACCCUGGCGACAAUCAUGAAGCCAUUCCACAUCAGCCAACGAGCUGGAAGGGCCAUGCCUGAUUGCAGAUACCUUACCUCGGACAUGCCAGUAACUCGGACCCUUCGUGACAUGGACGACGAGGAUAUGCCAGAUGCCCCGAAAGAAAGGUUUGAGGGUAAUGGGCAGCAGUACGAAGAGAUUUUCGGUGACGCAGGUGCAGACGCUGGGGAUUGGUGA